AUGGGCUACGACAGUGCGAUGAUGAAUGAUUUGAAUAUCUUGCCGCAGUACACCGAGUACUUCCAUCUCACCACGGCGACAGUUGGCUUAAACAAUGCGGCGAUUUGGAUGGGAUCUGUCAUCGGCGCCGCAUUCAUACAGCCAGCUUCUGACCGCCUGGGAAGGCGAUGGGCACUGUUCUAUGCCGCAUGCAUUUGUCUGAUGGGGGCCGCCAUACAAUCUGCUGCACAAAACAUCGCCACUUUUGUCAUCGGUCGUAUUUUCAUCGGCAUCGGUUCAGAAAUGGCUGCUGGACCGGGCCCAGCCUUGAUCGCAGAGACAGUGAAGCCCUCUGCUCGUGGUCCCCUCCUUGGCCUGUACUUCAGCUUUUACAACGCCGGCUCGCUCAUUAGCGCUGCUGUCAAUCUUGGCAUGGUCGAGAUUCCGUCCACCUGGGCCUGGAGGGUUCCUUCCAUCCUACAGACUGUGCCCAGUCUUCUGUGCAUUGCAGUUCUCCGCUUCCUGCCUGAAUCUCCCCGAUGGCUGGUCUCCAAAGGCAGACACGACGAAGCCCGCGAAGUUCUGGCCAUCAUCUAUGGGAAUAACGACAUCCAUCACGAGAAGGUGCACGUCGUUCUAAACGAGAUUGACGUCGCCAUCAAGCAUGAACGAGAAACCUAUCCAGUGCAUCCGUGGAAAGAAUUGGUCGCUUCCAAAGCAAACAUCCGGCGUCUGACCAUCCUCGUCAGCUUUGGCGUCAUGAUACAAAUGAUGGGCAACUUUGUCAUCUCGUACUAUCUUGGUGCGAUGCUCGGGCAAGCCGGCAUCACUUCCGCAACGACGAAGCUUCAGAUCAAUACGAUCCUGAGUUGUUGGGCGUUUGCUGCUGCUGUUGCUGGCAGCUUCCUCGUCGAUGUUAUUGGGCGUCGGCCACUCGCGAUGGGUGGUGUUAUCGGCAUGUUCUGUUCACUCUACGUGUUUGGAGGUCUAGCAAAAGUAUACGGCGACGGCCACGACCGUGGCGGUGUUUACGGGACCAUUGCGGUCAUCUUCUUCUUCAAACUCUUUCAUGGAGGUUCCUUUACUCCUCUGUCAACUGUCUACUCAACAGAAGUGGUAUCUUACAGGAUCCGAGCCGCCGGCAUCUCGCUUUUCCGAAUCCUGACCAGUUCGUUUGGACUUUUGGCCUCCUUCGCCAUGUCAUACGCAAUGACCGAUCUCGGGUGGAAAUUUUACUUCAUCAACGCCUCUUGGGACGUCCUCUUUCUCAUCAUCAUUUAUUUUACCUGGAUUGAAACUCGCCGGCUUACCUUGGAAGAAAUUGCUGUCAAGUUCGGAGAUCUGGAUCCUCAAUCUAUAGUCUUCGAAGGUGUCAGCACAGAGGAAGAUGAGGUUGUGAAGAACAGUGCCGUUGUGCCAAAAUCAAACAUGGCCUAG
Molecule: messenger RNA, 1416 nt
Organism: Cyphellophora europaea CBS 101466
Lineage: Eukaryota; Fungi; Ascomycota; Eurotiomycetes; Chaetothyriales; Cyphellophoraceae
Exons: 4
Coding region: 1-1416 (471 amino acids)
Biological process (GO): transmembrane transport; carbohydrate transport
Cellular component (GO): membrane
Molecular function (GO): carbohydrate:proton symporter activity
Source: RefSeq, a predicted model, not a curated record